AUGGAUUCCUCCAGGAAACCUCCCAGCUCUCAGCGGCUUCCGCCGCCCGCUCUGUUUCAAGGUCCACCAUCCCAUAAUGCAUCCAAUAUUUCCCUCGCCGUACCUCCGUCUGGACCGACCCUCCCCACUCCAUCUGGUAGCCAGCCUCCACCCCUCCACCGCAAUCGUUCUACUCGUGGCAACGAUGCCGGCUCUCCAGAUAACCGCAGCUCACUCUCUCCAUUUCUCUCACGACGACCAUCUAAACACGAUGUUGAUGGUUCCGACGUUAUCUGGCAAGAAAUGCAAAGUGCCCUGUCCGAGGUAGAACUAAGCGCGGUUACCAGCGAGCAUGUCUUCGGCGAAAAACACGCCGAGGCUCUUGAGGAUCUCCGCAUGAAGCAAUUGAGACUUGCUCAAGCAUGGGCUCGCAGUGAGGCAGAUGAUGAAGUCGUCGGUUCCAGCAGCAAUACUGCUGAUGGCAAUGCCUCCGCGACGAGUGCACAACGUCGAGGGUCGGGAGAUGGCAACGCCACAGAUGCCACGAAUAAUACCCAAGCAUCUGGUAGAGACCGUGUCUCUUAUCGAACUCUUGAUGAAGAAACGGAAAAGGAUAUUAUACUUGCGCGCAGGCGCCGUGAGGCUAAUGACCGCUACUUUGAUCGAGUCAACCAGGGUGUGCUGGAUGUGGUCGCCAAGCUAGAGGAAGUCUCUCAGGCCAUGCGCACAGUUGAACGAGAGAGCAAGGAUAUCUGGAGUGACUCGGAGAGUGUGACCACACCUGCACCCUCUACUGCCCACUCUGGUUAA
Penicillium subrubescens is the source of this 789-nucleotide messenger RNA. RefSeq lists its product as uncharacterized. The record is from RefSeq and is a predicted model, not a curated record. The transcript has a single exon. Lineage: Eukaryota; Fungi; Ascomycota; Eurotiomycetes; Eurotiales; Aspergillaceae. The coding region runs from base 1 to 789 and encodes 262 amino acids.